Molecule: messenger RNA, 1527 nt
Organism: Vidua chalybeata
Lineage: Eukaryota; Metazoa; Chordata; Aves; Passeriformes; Viduidae
Exons: 6
Coding region: 436-1527 (363 amino acids)
Source: RefSeq, a predicted model, not a curated record
ACAGCAGCUGGUGGUGCCAAGAGCACGCCAGAGUGCUCAGAGCAGGCGACGGGACAGGACGGGACAGAGCAGUGCCGUGAGGAGUCCCCUCACAGCUCACUUGUUCGUGUCCGACCCGCAGCUUUUCUGAGGCGUUGUUCCUGCAGCUGACCUCGAGGCCACAGCACAGCACUUGGUGACCCGUGGCCUUCCCGAGGCUUCUGUUCUGCAGGUGCCCUUGAGGGCAGAGUGUGGGACUUGGUGCCCUGGAGCUUUUCUGAGGCAUCUCCCAGCCCUGCCGCCAGUGCCCUCGAGGCCAGACCACAAUCCCUGACAGGAGUCUCCUGUCCUUGUGGCAGGAGCCCUUGAGACCAGAGGGCAGGGCUUGCUGUCCUGUAGCCUUCCUGAGGCUUCUCUCUGGAAGGUGCCUUCCAGACACGACUGCAGGACUUGUUGAUGUGGAGAUUUUCUGAGGGAUCUCUCCUGCAAGUUCCCAAAAAUCCAGUCACUGACAUGGAGAAGAGACCCCCAAGAGUGCCCAAGCUGGCCUGGGUGGAGGAGGAGGAAGAAGGCCCUGGAGCUGCACCAGCACAGGAGACUGAAAAGGUGGUGCCGUUCCAUCCACCGCAGGAGGAUGCAGCCCUGGACCACAAACAAGAGCAGGAAUCCACCCGUGGCCGCUUCCGCAGAGCAGCGCAGCUCGUUUGCAAAUUCAUCAGGAGCAUUCGGCAGGAAGAAACCAGCGCCAUGGGCACUGGGCUCAGAGAAUACUCAGAGGUCCUCAAAGAUGAGACCAGUGCUGCCCUGCUGGAUUUGCUUGUGGAGAGGGGUGUUUUCAGAGCAGAGCAAGUGCCUGCCAUGGUGAGAUUCAUCCACCUGUGGCUCACGGCCAAUGAUUCUGCUGAGCACAGGCUGGACAAAACCCUUCUGCAUCUCACCAAAGCGCAGCCAAAUGACGCAGUAAUGACACUCCUGCGUGUGGCCCCAUCCUGUGACAGAGCUGCCAUGGCCAUGUGGAAGACCAUCAUGUGCUCACCCAGGACUGCGAAGGUGGUGCAGCUGAUUCUCCUGGAUGUGCUGGGGAGCUGGCCAGAGUACAGCACGUGCACCUCCGAUGGGGACAAAACGGGUGUCUUUGCCCUGGCUGCAACUGUGGUGAUGUGGAAGAUCCUCCAGGAGCCCUGUGUCCCACACAACGUGAAGCUGCAUUUCCCCCACUAUUUGUGCAUCUGCUCUUCCAAGUGUUCUUCAGCACUGAACAGAUGCCAAAGAAGGUCCUUACCUUCUGGAAGAGAUGCCGGGAGCAACACGGCCUUGCCACCAGCCCCAACAGGUGACUCCUGUCCCUGCCAUAUUGCCAGGGCAAGAGCCAGCACUGCAAGUGUGACCUGGGCUUUGCUCUGCACACAUUGCAGUGUGGACCCUGAAGUCCCUGCUGUACCAAAAGCAGUACAAGGAUGUGGUGAUGGCAAUGGAACGCAGGUGUGGCUGGACACGCUGCUCUGUGCCGACACCCACCACUAUGCCGUGGGUCUGCUGGCCAGGUGA